AUGCCUUUAUCAGCUGAACCACUAAUCCAACGUACAUUAAAGGCACUUACUGGUGAACCGAAUUCAUUAAAUCCUAAUGCAUUCACUGAAAUUGAGGCACAUAUUGUUAACAUUCUCUCAGGUCCCGAUUGUUUUGGUGCAUUUAAACGUAGUAGUCAAUAUAUUCAUCUUUUGGCUGAGUUAGAUUUACUCAAGGAACCAUUAGAACAAUCUUCAUCGUCUAAUUUUAUAUCUGUCCCUUCCAUUUCAAAUGAUACAUUACCUCAAAGUCAAUCUCAAUCAUUAUCUCAACCUGACAAAAUGACUGUUUCAAGCGAUUCUGUAAUUCACAAUGCUUCUUCCUUAUCUCAAAUGUCAUGUUCUGCGAAUUCUGUUGAAGAUUGUACAGAUUGGAAAUGUAUAGAAAAUGACUGUUCUAAAGAAACGAAACAAUCAGGGCUGCCAAGAUUAUCGGAACCUCCUAUCAUUUCAACAACAAAUACUGGAUGUGGGGUUUUUGAUGAUGCUUACACAGCUGUCAUAACUCGGGCAGAAAUAAUGCAUGAUUCUUAUGUAAUUUAUACUAUAAAAGUUACACGUACUAUACUAUCUAAUGGUCAGUCAGAAUGUUGGAAUACUUUACGUCGUUUCAGACAUUUUGUUGAACUGCACUCGUUUCUUACAAAUAGAUGUGGUCGUAUCACUGAACUCAAAUUACCAUCGAAAAUUGCAUUUAAUAACAUGAGCCCUGAAUUUUUAGCACAACGUCGACGUGGACUUAAUGUUUAUUUGAAUACAUUAUGUAGCAGUGAAUUUCAGAAUAAUCAUCCAGGUAGUCGUCCUUUGUGCGUUGAAUUUCUACAGCCUGAUAGCUGGGAAAGAGGUCAUGUUGAAGCACGUAUUGUCUCUGCAAUUUUAACACCUUUUCGUACAGUUAGCAAUGCUAUGAUGUCUGUUCCAGAUACAUUAGCUGAUGGUUUAAAUAAGAUAUUCGCAAAUAAAAAUUUUCCAACAUCUAAUUCACCUAUUCUUUCUCGUAAUGAUGAAAUGAUGAAAAAAUCCAGUGAAUUUGAAUUACAAGAAUCAUUGGAUAUGUCAUUAGAAUCAUCAAAGAGUUCUGAUUCAUAUGAUUAUAAUGUUCGAGAUGAAACACCAAUUCGAAUUUUAUUCUUAUUAGUUGAUGAAAUAUUUGAUUUACAUAGAGAAAGUCAAUUUACUAGACAAGGAAAUUUCGCUAUUUUACGCAAAAUAUUCCAAACAUUUUUUGGUAUUCGAGUCAAUAAAAUGAUCAUUGCUAAAGCUUGUGAAUGGACAAGUGCACCAAAAAUCACUCAACUGAUUACUUAUUUACGUGAUUAUUUUUGGCCUCCCAAAAAUAAAUCAUUAAAUUCUACAGCUUUAACUGAACGUGACAAAGAGAUGAAAUUACGUACUCGUGUUCUUUGUAGAACUGUACUACUGGGAGUGUUUCUGAGGAAUUUGCACAAUUUCUUGGAAGAACGUUUCAAUCGUAGAUUCGUACAUACAGUAUUAGAAGCAUUUCUUUGUCAAUUAUUUCAACCAUAUCAUGCACAUUGGGAAGCUAUUUAUGAAAAAGAUUUAUGCCCAUUAAAAUGUGGACGAAUAUGUCGUUUGCAUAAAUCAUCUGUUUAG
Molecule: messenger RNA, 1632 nt
Organism: Schistosoma mattheei
Lineage: Eukaryota; Metazoa; Platyhelminthes; Trematoda; Strigeidida; Schistosomatidae
Source: the annotation of a GenBank genome assembly